AAACACAGCCAUGACAUUCCAACUGAUCUCCAGGGAUGGGUUGCACAACCUCUCAAUAUCCACUGUCUCCAGAAUAACAGUUACAACUGCGGUGUCUGGGUUUUAGCAGCACUCAGUGCUGUACUCCAUGAGCGGCAUGUUUCAGGACUGCAGGAGGAUGACAUUGUUCAUAUGCGCCAUUAUCUCUUCACUCUUACUCUUUCUCUACCGCCA
Messenger RNA from Suillus bovinus, 213 nucleotides. RefSeq lists its product as uncharacterized. NCBI's taxonomy places the organism in Eukaryota, Fungi, Basidiomycota, Agaricomycetes, Boletales, Suillaceae. The record is from RefSeq and is a predicted model, not a curated record. The transcript is spliced from 2 exons. The annotation marks the transcript as partial.